This is a messenger RNA of Procambarus clarkii (red swamp crayfish), 3521 nucleotides long. RefSeq lists its product as uncharacterized. The record is from RefSeq and is a predicted model, not a curated record. Lineage: Eukaryota; Metazoa; Arthropoda; Malacostraca; Decapoda; Cambaridae.
GUAGGAGGAGGGGAGGGGUGACGGGCUGCGAGUAACCUCAACGCGUCAGUAGGAAGGUGUAGCUCUCAGGGAGAGGAUGACGGCUCGCUCCUGUGUGUUGUUGCUGACUACAGCACUUCUCUCUCAGCCUCUUCACCAGGUCGAUGGAGGCAAAAUAUUCUUCCCCGAAUCAAAAGCAACGGUUAGGCAACUCCUAACAGUGGAGAAACAUCUCCCAGCAGGUGGAGAAGAGUCCUUAAUAGCGGAGGAUCAGCCCCUAGCAGCGGAGGAUCAGCCCCUAGCAGCGGAGGAUCAUCCCAUACCAGAAGAGUUCGGAUCCCGCGAGCAACGAGGGUUUUGGGAGAGCGACCUCUUCUUCCUCCAAAAGUUGUCGGGACUCUUCGGUGGUGAUGACGAACCUCAGCCUCAGCGCCGCAAGACCUCGAACCUGCGACCCGAACCCUUGCCGCCGCAGAUCCUCUACUCCCAACGCAGGAAGGUCACCAACACGCCUGGGCACCACAAUCAAGUGAAGCAGGGAUCGAGACUUCCUCCUCGGACACGCUUCCCAUCGUCCCACCAGGGUUCACAGGUGUUGAGGGCGCCACAACAUAAUAAUUCUCCCGUGUUCAGGCCACCUCGUCAGACUGUGCGGGUUACUGCCCCUCCUAACCACGUCGUUCCGCCUCCUCCCGAUAACUCUGGUCAGUUUUCACAAAACCAGCAAGUUGCUUUCCACCUCCCGCCCCCGCCGCCCACGCCCCCGAAAUCUGAUUCAAAUUUCCCCAUUAAGGAAUCGACAAAUUUCCCAUACCAGUUUGUGAGGCCUGGAAAUGACCUUCCUAUUAACAACAACAUUUUGCCGCAUGUUUCAGCGUCUGCCCCGCCUGGAAAACACCUGUCCUCCAACAACAAUUUCCCACAGAGUGUUCUAAUCACUGCCCCGCCUAGAAAUCAUCUACUUUUCACUGGUAACAUUUCCCCACAGCAUCUUCCCGUGUCCGGCCCGCCCCGAGCGGAUACGCUUCGCCCUAAUCUUCCUGGAGCACCACCGCCUCGCGCUGUUUCAACCCAUUCGAACACCUUGAAAGCUCCUCUGCCACUCCACUCGAACACUCGCCGGCCUCUUCCUCCACCCCCUAAGACAGUCAAACCCAAAAAGCCAACGAUGUUGGGAAGUCUGUCGGACUUUUCUUCAGGGACCUUUGGCAAUAUCCAUCACCCCCAGAAACACCCUAGACCAGCACCACAUCCCCAGAGAGUCAUCAUCCCAGCCAACCCAAAACCCUCUCUGAAGAAGGACUUCAAACCGAGUCUCGAGUUCAAACCCAGUCCUCAAGAAGGAAAAACCGCGUCCGAUGCCUUCCAGCCCGUGUUCGUAGCUUCCCCUUUCAUGGACGACUUGGGAGACGAUGUCAUGAAACCCAUGAAAGUGGCUUCAGUACGCUCUCUCCCCGUCCAAUCCACCACUCUACCUGAACUGCAGGAUUUCUUCUGAAAAAAGUGAAUGAAUGAAUGAAAUGCGAAGAUAUUUAUUUUUAACGUAAACGGCAGAGAGAGAUGAGACACUUUUUUUGUUCCCAGUCAUGAACGAGGAUUGGGAAGAAUAGUAUAUAAAAUGAAUUCUAUUUAAUAACUAUUAUUAAUUAAAGAGGAUUUCCAAUAGUGAAUCCAGAGACAGUUGAACUUGGAUGGAUGUCGGUGUUGUAAAUGUAGAAUGUUAGCCACCGUGUUAUUAUCUCCUGCAUAUUAAGCUGGUUGACUGUUACUGAGUUGUGCCUCAUCUGUUGCUUACAAAAUCCGCUAAAGUAUCAACACAAGAGUGAAUUUUGAAUGAAGUGAUUAAAGUUGAUUUUUAGUGAAAUGCGCACGUUAAAAAAAAUCUUAUUUCAUUAUUUCUUUGCAAAUUAUUAUACUUUGCGCUCGUUAGUUAAGUUUUGAAUAUCAUUGCUUAGACCCUUUAAUACACUGUCUGUUAAUAUAUUCCAUUGGUAUGCUGAGUUAAAACAAUUAGAUGGUAAUUAUAAUUAUGAAAGUAUUGUGCAGUAUUUUGAAACAUGAAAUUUUAGACAGUAUGGUAACAUGUUAGUUUUUAUUUAAACGGCAAAUGUCUCAACAUAGAAGUGAUCUAAAAUUGUCUCAUAUUCUGCUCUGUUGUUUACAGAAUGUAUGAUUCUAUGUCCUCCGUCAUUUCUAACUAACGUAUUUUAUUUAUUUUGUAAUCAUUGAUGUUUGCUACAUUUUGUAUAUGUAUUAAUUAUUCAAUUUUCACCCAAUCCAUUUCAUCCAUUCCUGUAUCCCUCAAUCUUAAGUCACUCGCUAAUUAUGCAUUCACGUUCUUAUACAACACCUACCUCUGACGUCCUCCAGAUGACAUCUGGAACUUUGACGAUGAAAAGAUUAGGCGAAGCUGCGCCUGCGGCGGCUUUCAACAAGGUAGCGAUGCUGGCUGGCAAGGAAACCCAGAUAAUCUAAAUGACCUUAUUAGCCUUUUUUUUAUUGCACUCCAGAUGCGCUUUUAUACAGACCCACCUUGGCACCACUUCUAUUAUAUGGUUUGCCGGACGUGCUUGUAUACCACUUAUCGUUAUUGAACAUAUCCUUGUCAGACACAGUUUCCUGGAGUGGGCCAGGCUUGCUUUGUGAUUAAUUGGCUUAGCCUUCCAAGCCUUGCCCUUGGCUCCCCAAGCUUGGCCUCGGGCCGGGCUUGGGGAGUAGAAGAACUCCCAGAACCCCAUCAACCAGGUAAUUGAUCUUUAAGCUUGCUGCUUGGUGCGGCUCGCAGGCCCAUGUAUCCAUUACAACAUAUCUGAUUCAGCUUUAUUGUAUACUAGACGACUCUCCCCAUCCCAUUACCACAAAUACUGUCUUAAGACAAGCCAGACAUACCUUGCUGACAAACACGGUACCUCAAGCAAUGUUUUAUUGUACCUGGAAGUACCCUUGUGAGACUUUCUUGUGAUCAGUAAUAAUGUUACUCAUUCAAGAUAUUUGUCAUGACUUUUACAGUAACUUUCUCUCAUGAAACCCCUCAUAUAAUUGUGUUAAUAUUUACACCUUUAUGUUACAUUUUUAAACUGAUGUGUCUAAGCGAAUUUGAUUAUAUAAUUUAUCGAACAGCUUCCAGUACCUUUGAUUCUUUGAUCAUCGUUACCACUGUACACUAUUCACAUUUUUUAUCCUCGUUACCAUUAUUUGGAGAACAUUAUUAUCCCCCAUUCACUGAUACUCGUUACCAAUGGUAUUCAAUAUUCCACACAUUCAUUUGUCCCCAUUACCACUACCACCCAUUCUCAAGUGAUUGUUGGUUUCCGAUAUUUUCUCGUAUUUUGCUAUUCAUCUUUCAUAUUUGAGUAUUUUACCAUCUAAAAUGGUUAUUUCUCAUUGAUACACAUAUCGUACCUCCCUUGUGUCACGUGUUAGGUUAUCGUUUCAUUGUGUUUCACAUGAAUUAUACAAGAUAUGUUUUAUGUACAUAUGUGACGAAUGUGUUGUGUUAAAGACCAGCUGGACUGGUAACAAUUAUUUAUUCUAUCUAUUAA